CAUUAUUAGGUAGCCAGACGUGUGGCGGAAACAAACAACAUGCAUCCCAUUCUCACACACACAAGCUUUGGGAGUUCGAUAAGAUCGUGUGUGAGAUGAACAGCAUGUGGCACUCUCAGUUGGUCAGUGCACGGCAAACUUGACGGAAGUGAUACCGGAUUAACUGAUUAACUUAAAGGAAGAUCAUCACAAUGUCCACGCUGGAGACUGAGGUGACUUUCCGCAAGCGAGCGGAAGUGAAUCAGAAUCUGGAGGCACAGUUUCGUAGCUCCUCCACGGAUUUCAUACUGCUCACAGAUCAUCGCACCUCCAAGUGCAGGAGCCUCGAGCAAUUGGAGCAGGCGAAGCAGGACAUUGAACCAAAGCCAUGCAUGAGCUAUGCGAGACGUGCUUUCCGCCUGAAGACGCUCAAGAAACGUCUGCCCAUCCUCAGUUGGCUGCCCAAGUACAACAGGAGCGAUGCCAUCGGUGACAUUAUAGCCGGAUUUACAGUGGGCCUAACAGUUAUACCACAAGGCUUGGCCUACUCGGGCGUGGUGGGUUUGCCACCAGAGUCUGGCCUAUACGGAUCCUUUCUCGGCUGCUUUGUCUAUGUGCUGUUGGGCACCUGCAAGGAUAAUACUAUUGGGAGCACUGCUGUCGCCUCAUUGAUGACAUUUCAGUUCGCUCAUGGCUCCUGGGCACAUUCAGUGCUGCUCACCUUUCUCACUGGCAUCAUAGAGAUUCUGAUGGCCAUCUUCAAGCUGGGCAGUUUGGUGGAGUUCGUUUCGGGUCCGGUUAGUGCGGGCUUCACCAGUGCUGUCUCACUAAUUGUGCUCACCUCGCAGAUGAAGUAUAUUCUGGGCGUGAGAAGUGACGGUGACUCCUUUCUACAAAGCUGGAUCAGCAUGCUUCGCGACAUUGAAAACAUACGCAUUUGGGACAGCUUCCUCGGAUUUGGCUGCUUGGCCCUGUUGCUGGCAAUCCGAAGUCUCAGCCGCAUACGCAUAGGCUCCAAGGAUAAAGUGAACCGUUCUCGAUUCCAGAAUGUGUUCAAUGAGAUGAUCAAGUUUGUGGGCGUCACACGAAAUGCAACUGUUGUCAUCGGGGCCACAAUGGUGGCCAUGUAUCUGGAGGCGAAUCACAUGAAUCCUUUCCGCCUGACGGGCUAUAUACCACCCGGAUUACCGACGCUAUCUUUGCCCAACUUCACAAUUGAGGCACAGCCGGGCAAUGCCACAGCGGGCAUUCCAGCAGUGCCUGGCGAGAGCUUCUUCGAUAUGGUGCAUAGUCUAGGAUACGGGCUGAUUAUAGUGCCGAUCAUAGCGCUGCUAGAGAACGUUGCCGUCUGCAAGGCAUUUGCCAAGAACAGGCAAAUCGAUGUUAGCCAGGAAUUGUUUGCCACUGGCGUGGCCAACAUAGCCACCUCACUGGUGAGUGGCUAUCGCAGCAACGGCGGAUUGGCCCGAUCCGCUGUAAAUAAUGCCAGUGGCUGUCGCACGAACAUGUCCAAUCUGUACAUUGGCAUUAUUGUGGUGCUAUCAAUUAGUUACCUCACCGAGUACUUCUACUUUAUACCAAAGGCGGUACUUGCUGCUAUCAUCAUCUCGGCCGUAGUUUUUCAACUUCAGUAUCAGAUCGUGUUGCCCUUGUGGCGCAGCAAGCGCUCCGAUCUUGUGCCUGGCGUGCUGGCCUUUUUCGCCUGUCUGGUACUUCCCCUUGAGAUUGGCAUUGUUAUCGCAAUUGGUGCGAAUCAGCUUUAUAUACUCUACCACUCAGCGCGGCCCAAGGUGACGCUGGAACAGCUGGAGACGGAACACGGCAUUAAGUUUAUAAAGAUCACGCCCGAUCGCUGUUUAAUAUUCCCGUCGGUGGAGUUUGUUCGCAACAUUUUGCUCAAAUCUGGCAGCAAGACAACUCUACCCAUUGUCAUCGAUUGUACGUAUAUUUUUGCAGCGGACUUCACCGCCGCCAAGGUAAUCUCUUCCAUGGUCGACGAUUUCCAUCGACGCCAGCAAAAGAUUAUAUUCUUCAAUCUCAAGCCGAGUGUCGUUAGCAUUUUUGAGGGACUCAAGACCAAACUGGUGCUAUGCUAUAACACUCAUGCUCUCUGCCAGGAACUGUUGCCAAGUGCUGCUCAAAAUCUGUCGCGCUCGGUGGACUCACUGGAAACAGGCACCAGCAUGGGCGAUUGUGUGAGCAUGACAAGCACCAGUACUUUAUCGAUGCCAAGAAUUUAGGCAUUACACCCCAGCCCAGUUGUAGAAUCAACGAAUACGCAAUUUAAUCAACUAAUGAAAUUUGAUUUGAAAUCAAUUAUCCUUAACACUAUUAUACCACGCUCAGCAUGGUCUGGGCAGGAAAUACCAGCGAAGAGGUCAACUUCUGCCAAUUGACGCCAUACUAUGUGAAUGGACGUUGGCGACCUGAGAGUAUGGAUCAAACAGAAUGCAUAUUUCCAUAGACAUAGUCCUUAUGAUUACGAUUCAAU
Molecule: messenger RNA, 2470 nt
Organism: Drosophila grimshawi
Lineage: Eukaryota; Metazoa; Arthropoda; Insecta; Diptera; Drosophilidae
Product: sodium-independent sulfate anion transporter
Exons: 2
Coding region: 192-2219 (675 amino acids)
Biological process (GO): transmembrane transport
Cellular component (GO): membrane
Molecular function (GO): sulfate transmembrane transporter activity
Source: RefSeq, a predicted model, not a curated record